AUGAAGCUCGCGGAAUACAACUAUCAGGUGGUGUACAAAUCCGGCAAAAAAAACCUAAAUGCCGAUGCUCUUUCAAGAAAUCCGGUCACAGAUGCCGAGGAGAUCAAUAUAGCUCCACUGACUGGUUCUGGUAACAUCAAACGCAGCAGGGGUAGACCUCCGAAAGGUUCUACUAAAAACCAGGAAAUUAGCCAGACAACCGAACCAGGCACCGAGUCACGUCUCAAACGAGGUAGAGGAAGACCCAAAAUCCUGCGAUCUUCCGUGUCACCAUCAGUCGAAACGAUACCCGAACAAAGCAGUGAAGACGAGUCUUCCUCGGAAGACAACGACAUUGCUAGUUCCGACCAAGAGUAUCGCCCACCGAUAUACCAGCGAAGAAAGAGCAUGUUACCCAGCCUGACAGAAGGAAUUAACACACGAAGUAGAAGUAAGAGAGCUCUUGAAGUAGGUCCAAGCAGUGCUCCCCCUAUUUUAAAUACGGAGGAAAACUUCUCGGAUUGGCAAACAUCAAAAACAACCACAAGGGAAACGGAAACACGAAAACCUGAACCACAGAAGGAAAUAGUAGAACUAUCAUCAAACCCCGAAGACACUGAUUCGGAUGACGAAGACACUGAUUUGGAGGAGGCCCGAGAGGAAGAACCACCAAUCAUUGGCGAAUCAUCGAAACAGCUAAACCAGCCUCCGAUCCACAAGAGGAGAGGUUCGAUGUUACCCAGGAUACUAGAAACAGAAAUGGAAGAAUACCGGAAACAAAAAGAGGAUGCGUCGCCACCACUAAGAAGUGCACCCCCAGGGACUGGCAACUUCUUCCGUACGGGAGAAGAAGACGCCGACGAAUUGGCCGAGAAAAUAAAUUCUGAAAUUCGAACGCUACACGAGGCUUGGAAACAAGCGCAAGCUAAUCGGUCGCCCCCGCGAGCACCAAAAGGGAGAAAGGAAUCUACCAACGAUAUCCUCAAAGACUUCGACGAUUUCUGCGUAGAGCAAAGAGAACAGAUCAACGACGCAGAACAAAGUCUUCGCAAGAUUAGGGAAAACAAACAAAGUCUUCGCAAGAUUAGGAAAAGUUUGACAAAAAUGGGAAUAGUCUCUAACGAGAGCUCGGAAGAUGAAGGAAAUACAACCAAACCGGAAAACGAGACGUGUUCACAUAAAUCUCAUCUACCGACACCACUUCCGAACUUUCCACCAAAGGCACGGUCGACACCCCAGGUUCGAGCCAAGGACACAGCUGAGCCGCGAUACGAACGGGUGCUCCCAGAUAAGAUAAGCUCGAAUAACAAUGAAACGGAACCGCAACGGGAAAGCGUACCAACACAACCAGGUCACCGACCUGAUGCUACCAUAGAUCUAGGAGUUGACAUAGACUGGCCCUCAGGAAAGGAUUGGGAUGAAACGAUCCCUAUGAUAAAUAUCAGAAGCAGUCGCGAAUGCAUGACUUUCGAAAAGGAUAAUUACGCUCAUUUCAUCUCAGCUGACUGUGAACUAACAACACCUAUAGGGAAGCUAAUGAUAGACCUAGGCAUUAUAGAUCUGGAAGACUUCAGAGAUCGGAACCCCCAGAAAGGGCAAGUCCUGAUCAGUAAAAGAGGGAAAUAUCGGAUUUUCAGCAUAGUAUGCAAAAUAUAUCAUUUCGAACGCAUUACGCCAGAGGAUAUACGCACAGAGUUGGAUAACUUGCAUCUGGCCUUGUUGGAAACAAGCACCAAGACCUUGCGCAUGUCAUGUGUAGGUGACGAACCGAGCGCUCUACCUCCUAACACACUGCGCGAAUUGCUGCAUAAGGCAUUCCCCGAUAGUGACGUCACCAUCACGCUCUGUUACGGGCAAGUACAACUACCUCCGGAAGAGCUGAGGAGGGAGAUAAUUCAGGAGUACCAUGAUAGCCUGGUAGGAGGACACAAAGGCGUAACCAAAACAUACAAACGGAUACGCGAACGCUAUUAUUGGCCAGAAUUGAAACACGAUGUCCAAGAAUAUGUUAGAGCCUGUAGGAGUUGCCAAGAGCAGAAAUUAGUUAGGGUAAAAACAAGAGAACCAAUGGUCAUAACGGAUACUCCUCUAGAUGCUUUCGAGAAAAUAUCCAUAGACACCGUAGGACCCCUCCCCAUCACACCUAAUGGGAACCGACACAUACUAACAGUGCAGGAUAACCUUACAAAAUAUUGCAUAGCUGUCCCCAUACCAAACGUCAGUGCAAUAACAGUAGCCGACGCCCUUGCACGGCAUGUAAUCGCAAACUUCGGUGCGCCUAAGAUUAUCCUUACUGAUCGUGGAGGAUGUUUUGUUAGCAAACUACUUCGUAAGAUUGCCAAAAUAUUUAAAAUCAAGCAUGUAACUACGUCGGGAUACCAUCCAACCUUACAAAAUAUUGCAUAG
Molecule: messenger RNA, 2385 nt
Organism: Cephus cinctus (wheat stem sawfly)
Lineage: Eukaryota; Metazoa; Arthropoda; Insecta; Hymenoptera; Cephidae
Exons: 3
Coding region: 1-2385 (794 amino acids)
Biological process (GO): DNA integration
Molecular function (GO): nucleic acid binding
Source: RefSeq, a predicted model, not a curated record